AUGAUCUCAAGACUCCCCCGACAACUGCGGAAACUCCCCAGGGUCUUCUGCCCGCCCCCCUCUUCUAUCAGGAUCAGCGGGCAUAGGCUUUUCUCCUCCGGGACCAGCACCACCCCCGCCGACGCAGCCUCUUCACAACCCCCGCCGACAGCUCCCAAGCAGACGCCCCCCCUCCGCCUUAUCCGUGACGCCGCCGACUACCACACCGCAAACUGCAUCAACAGGAACUACCCCAGCCUCUCCGCAAACCCCGCACGCAUCGUCGCCCUUCACUCCGAACUCACCGCGCUCGAAAACAGCGCACGCUCUGCCCGCGAGGAAAAGAAUGCCGACCACAUCGCAACCCUAACCGAGUCCGAAUCGCGGCUGCAAGAGGAAUUGCGCUCCUUAGCACUCGCCCUGCCCAACCGCACACACGCCGAGACCCCCGUCGGCGCCGAACCACGCCUUCUGGGCUACAUCAAUGAGGGUCUCGCCAACACCACCGACUGGGCGGCCAAAAAGUCACAUACCGACAUCGGCGCCGAAUUGGGCCUCCUCGACUUUGCCUCCGCCUCAACUGUCAGCGGGUGGGGAUGGUACUACCUCCUCGACGACCUCGUCCUCCUCGAGCAGGCGCUCAUCAACUACGCGCUCACCACCGCACGCGCGUCCGGCUGGCGCCUUGUUUCACCCCCCAGCAUCGUAUACUCGCACAUCGCCUCCGCCGCGGGCUUCCGGCCACGCGACGCGAACGGCGAGCAGCAGGUGUAUGCCCUCGAGACGGCCGACGGCAAGAUCCCGCAUUCACUCGCAGGCACCGCUGAGAUCCCGCUGGCGGGGUUGGGUGCGGGCCGAGUAUUUGAGGCCGCCGAACUCCCGCUAAAGGUCGUUGGCGCAGGGCGUGCUUAUCGUGCGGAGGCGGGCGCCCGGGGCGUGGAGAGUAAGGGCCUAUACCGCGUUCACGAGUUCACAAAGGUGGAGCUGUUCGCAUGGGCGCCUGCCGACGAUGCGGCGGUUAACGACCAGGGCGGCAAUGUCGUCCCCGCCCCGGACUCGGCAGCGGAGCGGGUGUUUAAGGAGAUGCUGGUGUUCCAGAAGAACCUCAUUUCGAGCCUAGGUCUGUAUGCGCGGGUGCUCGAGAUGCCGACCCAGGACCUGGGCGCGAGUGCGUGCCGCAAGAUCGAUAUCGAGGUGUACAUGCCCUCGCGGUUGGGCAAAGAUCCGUGGGGCGAGGUGUCCAGUCUGAGUAACUGCACAGACUAUCAGGCGCGCAGAUUAGAUACCCGGGUCAAGGACUCCAGUGGGGGAAGAGGGUUUGUGUGGACGCUGAAUGGGACGGCGGUGGCGGUACCGAGGAUGCUGAUUGCGCUGUUGGAGUAUGGGUAUGAGGAGGGGGUGGGGGUGAGGGUGCCGGAGGUGUUGCGGCCGUUUAUGGGGGGCGUGGACGUUAUUAGGCGGCGGUAG
Molecule: messenger RNA, 1446 nt
Organism: Morchella importuna
Lineage: Eukaryota; Fungi; Ascomycota; Pezizomycetes; Pezizales; Morchellaceae
Exons: 2
Coding region: 1-1446 (481 amino acids)
Biological process (GO): mitochondrial seryl-tRNA aminoacylation
Cellular component (GO): mitochondrion
Molecular function (GO): serine-tRNA ligase activity; tRNA binding; ATP binding
Source: RefSeq, a predicted model, not a curated record